Molecule: messenger RNA, 4404 nt
Organism: Doryrhamphus excisus (bluestripe pipefish)
Lineage: Eukaryota; Metazoa; Chordata; Actinopteri; Syngnathiformes; Syngnathidae
Gene: znf740a
Product: zinc finger protein 740a
Biological process (GO): embryo development; regulation of transcription by RNA polymerase II
Cellular component (GO): nucleus; PcG protein complex; transcription regulator complex
Molecular function (GO): RNA polymerase II cis-regulatory region sequence-specific DNA binding; DNA-binding transcription activator activity, RNA polymerase II-specific
Source: RefSeq, a predicted model, not a curated record
AAACUGAUAAUUGUAUCGACCCGCCCAUCUCUAUCUUCCAGUCGCACCUCAAUCUGCCGCAAGGUUGCCCCACUCCCACGGAAAAUACAGAAAAAACGCGUUAAAGGGAUGUUCAAAUACUUUCCAAGCGUUUCAACAGCGACUGGAAGCGACAUUGGCCAUCGAGUGGUUGAAGAAGAUGCGCCUUUUGUACUGGCUUGAGGAGGCUGCUGCUGCUGCGUGGGGGAGUGGGUCGGUACAUCCUGUGGCGUUUCCUGUGUUUGUAAACUAGACGCUCUCGGAAAAAAACGUCGGGCGAUCGAAGCUACAAGUUUUAAUGCUAGAUGAGUGAGGUGGGUGUGGCUUCCCACCAGCCUGACCAUCCUGACUGACUGACGGAUCCCUGGAUGACCUUGCCCCCACCCCUGUCCCUGCGCUCACACACACCGUUACCACAGCAAUGUCACAUCUGCCCAGCAGCUCAGUCCGCGACCAUAUGAAAUGGGCGGGUCUGCUAGGCUGUGAAGCUGUGCUGUCCAGCAUGGCCCUGAUGCAGGCCAGCACAAUGGCGGCUCCACCCAAGAAGAUGAUGGCUCCGCUUGGCCACGCACCACCACAGAGGGAGGGACCUGACCGUGCUCCCCAGAGUCACAUGAUCCUCCCAUCUGGCAUGAGCUGUCCACCACUGCUGAUCCGGAAGGAAGGCGACUUCCAAGCACCGCGCCUGCUGGAUGAGAAGGACAUGAGGACCGGCGAGGACAUGCAGCAGAAAAAAAAGAACAGGAAAUCAGUGACGCCCUGUAAAGUGAGAGAACAAGAGGGAAGGGGAGGGAAGGGUGCAGGCGGAGAUGAGAACGGUCCAGCUUCCAAAGUGCAGAAAAACUUUAUUUGUGACCACUGUUACGGCGCAUUUAGGAGCGGCUACCACCUGAAGAGACACAUCCUCAUCCAUACAGGGGAGAAGCCGUAUGCUUGUGCCGUAUGUGACAUGAGGUUUAUUCAGCGUUACCACCUGGAGAGACACAGCCUCAUUCACACGGGGGUGAAGCCGUACGCUUGCUCCAUGUGUGACAUGAGGUUCUUCCAACGUUACCAUCUGGCAAGACACAGCCUCACUCAUACUGGGGUGAAGCCAUACGCUUGCUCCAUGUGUGACAUGAGGUUUUUCCAACGCUACCACUUGGCAAGACACAGCCUCACUCACACCGGGGUGAAGCCAUAUGCUUGCUCCAUGUGUGACAUGAGAUUUUUCCAGAGAUACCACCUGGCGAGACACACACUCACACAUACGGGGGUGAAGCCGUACGCUUGCUCCAUGUGUGACAUGAGGUUCUUCCAACGUUACCAUUUGGCAAGACACAGCCUCACUCAUACUGGGGUAAAGCCGUAUGCUUGCACAAUGUGUGACAUGAGGUUCAUACAACGUUACCAGCUGGAAAGACACAGUCUCACUCACACAGGGGUGAAGCCGUACGCUUGCACCAUGUGUGACAAGAGGUUUUUUCAGCGCUACCACCUGGCAAGACACAGCCUCACUCACAUGGGUGUGAAACCUUAUGCUUGCACCAUGUGUGACAUGAAGUUUUUUCAGCGUUACCACCUGGCAAGACACAGCCUCACUCAUACUGGUGUGAAACCUUAUGCUUGCACCAUAUGCGACAAGAGGUUUUUUCAGCGCUACCACCUGGCGAGACACAGCCUCACUCAUAUGGGUGUGAAACCUUUCGCUUGCACCAUGUGUGACAUGAGGUUUGUUCAGCGCUACCACCUGGCCAGACACAGCCUCACUCAUACUGGUGUGAAACCUUAUGCUUGCACCUUGUGCGACAAGAGGUUUUUUCAGCGUUAUCACCUGGCAAGACACAGUCUCACCCAUAUGGGUGUGAAACCUUUUGCUUGCACCAUGUGUGACAUGAGGUUUGUUCAGCGCUACCACCUGGCCAGACACAGCCUCACUCAUACGGGGGUGAAGCCGUAUGCUUGUUCCAUGUGUGACAUGAGGUUUAUUCAGCGUAACCACCUGGAGAGACACAGCCUCACUCAUACUGGAGAGAAGCCAUUUGCGUGCGACAUGUGUGACAUGAGGUUUAUCCAACGCUACCACCUGGAGAGACACAAGCGUGUGCACAGCGGGGAGAAGCCUUACCAGUGUGAGCGCUGCCAGCAGAACUUUUCAAGGACAGACCGACUGUUGCGGCACCGGCGCCUGUGUCAGGGCCGCGGUGUAGCAAAAGUGGAGAACCAACCGUGUUGCGAACCGCGCCCGUACGGCCAGGAAGCUCCACCCGCCCCCCCGACCUGGAGCCCCAUGCAUCCCCCACCGGGUCGUCUGGCCGUCUGACAUUCCCUGUUAGCCACACCCAUGUGGCCACCAGAGACAGGACCGGCUGGCGGGUCUCGUGCUCGCUCUGUGCUGAGUGGUGCCGCUCUCUAGCACAGACUGACAACGCAGCUCCAGUCUUGGAUCACUAACAACUGCGGGACAUUUCUUAUUUUUGUUUUUCUUUUCCGACUUUACUUGUUUCUUUUCUCCCCUCCAUAUUUUUUUAAUGACAAGAAUUUUCUGUGAUGAAGAGUGUUCCUGUUUUGUACUUAACUCUGUUUUGCGCAAAGAGAAAUGUUUUUAUUGUUCCAGUGCAUCCACACUUGUUGGUACUCCAUCUACAGACGGGGGACAAAGUUGAGGACAUUGAUUUUAUUUUGCCACUUAGGUCCAAAUCUACCAGAUCUUGCUUGCCAUGGCAGCUGUUUCCUGAUAGGGGUCACCAUGGCAACAGUAGCGUGACCGUGACUCUAUUGUUAAAGCCAUCUGCUUGACCAGCGCUCUUUGCCUCUCCACCUUAGAGGUGCACUGUCUGUAAAUAAUGGAACAUGCUAUUCACAGUUGGACUUCAGUGGCGUUUGUAAUUGGCAAAUUUGGCCGAGACUUAGCUUCGAUCUCACAAGCACUGGGUUGUUAAAGAGUAGCAGUAGAGCGCUGUUCACCAGGACUUCCAUGGAGGGGACACAUCCUGAUCAGUCAGGAAGAGGUGCAACGUGACUUCUCUGCGUUACUUGUACAGAUUUCUCAUGUUGGCAUUUUUCUCUGUGUGAGAAUAAGUUUUUUUAGUUCAUUAUUGUGUAUCAGAUGUAUUAACAAAAGACAAGACCGGUUUUAAUGUCACGGUGGGCGCUUUUUUUUUCUCCUGGUGGUGCCGAAACAGGCCAGUCUUUGCCGAUGUGAGGUGGAUAAGGCAUCGCGUAGUAAAGAGACUGGAGGGUUCCAACAGUCCGCUGCAACCAACACUCUCCUACACACUAACCGUUGCCUUUGUAUGCAGAUAUUUUGUGCUUGAUGUGUUUUUAGUGGGGGCGGGCCAUGUCAUAUCACCAGAGAGUGCAGAUACGCAAAUAAUCAUUGUCAUGCUAUAAAAUUGUUCCAGCUUAGUGCAUCCUGCUGCUUUACUUCUCAAACUUGACCCUCAACAUGUACCCUUUGAGUCGCACUAUUAGAAAGCGAUUCGAGUUGUGUGUACAUAUGACCGAUCACUAUAGUGGAAGGAAAUGUAUUUUUAAUGGUGGGAAUGUAAAAAGGUGUAUGUUGCCUCAUUGAUUCCCGGAGUGAACAUACAGUAUAUCGAGUGUAUGUUCAGUACAAUCAACUUGCUUGUAAUAUGAGCGUUGAGGGUCAAGUUUGAGGAAUGCAUUGACACUUCCACCUGUGCACAAAGGAUGCCGCUAGUGUGUAGUGGUACAUUUUAUUAAAAGUAUACGGUGGACACCUUUUUUUGUUACGCUCGACAAGGAUCGCUCAUAUUGUUACCGUGCAAAAGUAUCCAUCACUUGUUUUUAAUGUUGACGUUUAACUUUUCUGUCUGGGGUUUUUUUCCCUCCCCUCCACAAUCUGUACUUUUUUUUUUAUUAUUAUAAAAUUGUAAACACUGGAGAGACGGGGGAGGAAAGACAAAAAGAGAUGGGUACACCCCCCCCCCCCCCCACCCCCAAGACUGUACUCUGUUUUAGACAAAGCCUCUUUCUCCUCAGAGAAGAUGAACUGAACCAUUUGUUGAUCAGUACAGUUGACAGCCCGGUAUGUUUGGACUUUUUUUUAGCCAAAAAAGAUUCCCUGCUAUUUGUAGUCAAUUCUAUUGAUGAUGGUAUUAGGAGAGAGACGGCAUAACGGUAGCUAUCACAGAUUAGUUGUUUUCUUUCUUAGUCUUGCAUGCAGUUAUGGUCCUCAGUUGAAAUAGAAACUUGAUAUUGAUUAUUUUGUGUAGAAAAAAAUGAGUGCAUACAAGUAACUUCCUAAAACUGUUACAAUAAUUAUUGUAAAAUGGGCUAACUAAUAUGUACCCUUGUGAUCCAAUUAGUUUCAACCGUAUACAGUACAAAUCGGGAGGAGAGGCUUCUUACUAUUAUGCUGAAAUAAAAACAUUUGUUAAGGAC